Molecule: messenger RNA, 4710 nt
Organism: Xiphias gladius (swordfish)
Lineage: Eukaryota; Metazoa; Chordata; Actinopteri; Istiophoriformes; Xiphiidae
Product: hyaluronan-binding protein 2-like
Exons: 13
Coding region: 1818-3653 (611 amino acids)
Biological process (GO): proteolysis
Molecular function (GO): serine-type endopeptidase activity; calcium ion binding
Source: RefSeq, a predicted model, not a curated record
UUACCCUCUAAAACACUGCUUUCUACUAAGGCGCCGGUAGUACAGGUGUACACUGUAGGUUGUAUUAUAAAUAACUAGACAGGACGAAGAGUUUACAGCCACACUGACGGGCUAAAUGCCGGCGUCAAGAUGCUGACAUGCCGAGAGCGACAAUGCUAACACUGUGAAGUGUAGCAGGUGUAACUCUUACCACGGUCACCCACAGUAGUUUAGCCUCUUAGCACAUUAACAUUCGCCAGCUAGCAAUAAUCCCGAAGCCCUGCUGAGGCUGGUGGGGGAAAGAGGUUUGACGUUCAGACACUUCACGAGAUAGGGGAAAACUUUGACCUGGUGGUGAUGCUAGAGGAAAGAAACAGGUGGCCACCAAACAGUAGGAUACAUCCUGACCGAGUCUGUGAAAAAAAAAAAAAAAAAAAUGUCAUGGCAAUCCAUCUAAUAGAUAUUGCAGUGUCUCACAAAAUAAGUGGAAAAACGUACAGAUAUUUCAGUCUGGACCAAAGUUGCGAACAGAGUGACGGACCAACAUUGCCUUGGCUUCAAAUCUUUUACUAAUGUUUUAUGGAACAGUUCGAAGUCAAAAGCGUGAUAGGAACAACGUUUUGCCAGGUUUCUGGUGUUUAGCCCUUCUCUGUGGCAAUAAUGCAUUUAGGAAUGCUUGAAAUCUAUCAUCAGAUGCUCAUGGGUUUCUCUCUUUUCUGAUAAUCCACUCUGCCACCUGAAAGUGUUAAUAGGUUGUUAGUAGAUGGGAUUUUGUCCAGAUGCUCUGCAAACCUUUCCCACAAAGGUAAGUGGUCUAACGGUCCAGGAGUUUGCUAAAAGACAAACAAAGGGUUGCGUUGGAGAAGGAUAAACAUAAUUGUAAAGCACUGCAAAUAUUUAAUAAAUCCAUUAGAUAGAAUCUAACAUUCCCUUAGAAAGGGUGCCAUAUUAGAAAGUGGUACCUUUUGCUAAUUGCUCCUUUUUGGAAGAAUUAAUUUCAGGUGACACGGAGGCACAAUGUGAUAAAAAUGUCCAGUAGUUCCUUAUAUAGAAUCACGUUAAAGGAGAAUACUAUACAGUUAUUCCAAUAUGUGUAUUACACUUUCAGAUAAAUGAACAGAAAUAUUAGAAGCAGUGUGCUUCAACUCUGAGAUCACUAAACUAAGAAAAAGACCAUGAAGUGUUUUAUGCAUAUUGAUAUUACACAUUCUAUUUGUAUAGCAAAAUAUUGUUUAAAGAAAGGUUUCGGUUUUACUUGGGAGUGAUAAAAUACCAAUACUGAUAUACAAGCGUUCUUAUAGUAAAUUUCAUCGAGAAUAUAAUCAUGCUCUCAGUACCCUUUACUGAUUUUGUAAAUAUAUGAAUAGAUCUAAAAAAGCACACGGUAAUUUAUUAUACAAAUAUGCCUAGUGUAUGUGGGUCCAAAGUCUGCAUUCAAACAAAUAACGGGCUCUUUGCAAAUAUGCUCUCUGAGCCUUGGUGUUGCGUCUUCAUGCACUCUUAGCCUAUUUGAUCAAAAUUCAUAUGAAUUAAUUUCAGUAUGACAAAUGUUUCAAAAGUGGCAGAGACUGACAUGGAUUUUGCACCAUUUAUUUGUUCAUUAAGAGUGUUUAUGAACAGUGUUUUGCCCUUUAUAAUAACAUUUAUUAUCAGAAAAAAAACUAUCUGAGAGCCAGCAAAAAUCAAUAAAACUGACUCGGCAACAAGAAUGGAUGCCAGAAAACCCCAGUAAAUCAAAGGUUAGUGUACUUACACAAAUGUUCAGAAAAGUGUGAGUGAUCUGCGAGACAGCGCACUCUCAUUUUACUCUCCUGGAUGUCCUCUGCUCCACUGCCAUCAUGAACCUAAAGCUUCUCUUCUUUUGCCUCUUCUUAGCGGUGCUGGUCAUACCUGCUGAACUGAGACGUAAAAAGUACAAAUAUGGGCAUCAUGAGGUAUCUCAGAAUGUACAGCAGGGCAGACAUGAGAAAAAGAGGGGAAGAUUUAAGGACAUAAUUGAAGACUUCUUCUUUGAGAUCUUAGACGGAACUGAUGACGACGACGACGAUGAUGAUAACAAUUUAGAAUGGCUUAUUGAUCUUCAAGAGCACUUAGGCCAAUGCGUCCCAAACCCUUGCUUAAACAAUGGAGUGUGUGAGCCAAAAGGCAAGAGAAAAUUCAAAUGUGACUGUCCCAGACCUUUCAAAGGAGAUAGAUGCGAGAAAGUUAAAAAAAUUUGUAAGAGAGGCAUAUGCGGACGGGGUGAAUGUGUGCUGACUUCACAUCCCCCGUAUUAUGAGUGCAAAUGCAAGGAGCCUUUCCAGCCCCCUGACUGCAGAAAUUUUAAACUGUGUGAGCCUAAUCCAUGUAGGAAUGGUGGAAAAUGCAUCAAGGAUGGUGAAGACUUUGACUGCCAGUGCCCUCCAGGGUACAGAGGACGUUUCUGCCAUGUUGGCCCGAAUGACUGUUAUGUGGAUGAUGGAGAGUCAUAUCGCGGUCAUGUGAGUGAGACAGAUGACGGUGACGAAUGCCUCUACUGGAACUCACACUUCAUCCUGGAGAAAGGAGUUGAUCCCUUCAACUCCUUCGAAGACAAAGAUGGACUUGGCCCUCAUAACUUUUGCAGAAACCCAGAUGGAGACACAAUGCCCUGGUGUUUCUUCAGAAGAGGCCGCAAGUUGCUGUGGGACCACUGUGAUGUGACAGAGUGUCCUAAGCCAACAGAUGUGGCGCCAACUGGAAUUACCCCCCCAGUCCCUGAUCCAAGUUUUGUCAAGCCUCAACCUACAGCAUACCUCAAGCCAACGACUGCAAAACCCCCAACGAAUCAAAAGCCCAGCGAAGCUCCUCAAACUUCUCCUGCACCCACUGAUGGUUCUCUCAUCCCCAGUACCACUGUACCACAACUGUUCUCCACCUGUGGCAAGCCUCAGCCAAAAAAGCAAAUUACCCGAAUUUUUGGGGGUCUGAAGGUCGCUCCCGGGGCUCUACCCUGGCAGGUGUCCUUGCAAGUGAGACCAAAGAACACCAACCGGCCAUUCACACACAUUUGUGGAGGAGUUCUCAUUGCUAGUUGCUGGGUACUGACAGCCGGACACUGCAUUGAACGAAGAAAGGACAUGCAGGUGGUUAUGGGAGGUCUGUCACUGGAUACGGUACAAGACACAGAGCAAACCAUAAACGUUGAAGCGGCUAUUGUACAUGAGAACUACAGGGAGACUCCUAACGCUGUAUACAAUGACAUAGCCUUGCUGAGGCUGAAUGGUACCGAUGGAGUUUGUGCCAAUGAGUCCCAGUUUGUGAAGACAGCCUGUCUGCCUGAUGCCCAACUGCCUGAUGGGAUGGAGUGUACUAUUUCUGGGUGGGGUGCCACUGAGGAAUCUAUUUAUGGUUCCAACCACCUGCUGGAGGCCAAUGUACUGCUGAUUAACCAGCAGAAAUGCUCUGAACCCGUUAUUUAUGGCCCGGUCCUGGAUAAUACCAUGUUCUGUGCUGGCCACCUGCAGGGAGGGGUUGAUUCCUGCCAGGGUGACUCUGGAGGGCCACUGACUUGUAAGGAGAACAAUAUCAACGUCAUUUAUGGCCUGGUGAGUUGGGGAGACCAAUGUGGGAGGAAGAACAAGCCUGGGGUCUACACUCGGGUCACUCACUUCCUGAACUGGAUCAAGUCAAAAACUGAAGCAGCAUCUCCAUAAGCAGCAUGCCAGCCAGUGUAGCCAAAGGCCAAGAGAAGGGUUUAGCUUUUGGAUUUUGAGCAGUUGAACCUGCUAUUUUGCUUUUGUGGUCUACAUCAUGGUAAAUUUUAAUGCUACCUAAAUCAACCUUUCCAAAAAAAAAAAAAAAAUCUGACAAAGCACUUUAUCAAACUCGUCGUUGAGUAAAUUUGCAUUGUCAUUUCAGUUUAAUGGGUUUCUAUCUGUUACAUAUCGUUUAGAACAGAAAAGCCUGAAAUCUUAAAUCUACUGUUCAUCUAAAUGUCACAUUUCCUUAUUUUUCCCCUGAAACUUUACUUUCAUUCUGGCCCAAUUCAAUCAAAAACCUUAUAUUAAAAGUGAUGUGCAUGUAGAAAAGGAAAAGACGCAAUAAAUGUAAAAUGUGACUGCUGUGAGCCCCUUGAGGGGAAAAUUGUCAUAUUUUCAUAUUUAUCAUGAUCAGGUGGUCCCUCAUCCUCCUAUUAAUCAUUGGUCUCUUAAUUUAUCAUUCCUUGUAGAAAUGGGGUCAGAUGCAUCAGUGCUCUAAAGUAGUGACAGGAUAUUUACAGCACACUGAUAAAUGUUUCAUCUUGCUGGUUACUUCAAUCUUGAGUGUCUCUUCAUGCUGCUCUCUGCCUUUAUGUCUUUAGCGUAUGUACUCACCGGGCCUAAAGCUGGUUACACCCCUGAUCAAGAUAAGAGUCAUAGUGCUGGAAUGUACUUAAAACCACAAAUGGGUGUAAAAUGUAGAUUUUAUUUACAUAGGUAUGUGCCGCCUGUUUCAUCCUGGUUUUUAAGAAUAUGUCUUUUAAUAAACAAGUGCACAACAUUUCUGCUCAAAAUGAAUUAAGCUUACAUUUCAUUUUCAUUUCAUCAUGCAAGGUUUUGUUGAUGAGCCACAAAAUAAACCGAGUCAAAGAAAAUAGAGAUAUAGAAAAGGAGCAGAUGGUUUGAUAUCGAAUUUUAGAUUGCACUCUCUUCAGAAAGUAGGUAUUUAUGUACAUAGAGAAAAAAACCUACUGUAAGAAUACUAAUAAAAAAUAGAUUUAAAGCCCCUGUG